CUCACUAGUGUCAUUUGCACGUUUUGCAUUAUGGGAUAACCACGCAACUAGUUGUAUUAUCGCAUGUUCAGGCGUGACAUGGAGAUAUAAUAUACUGAAACGUGCUUUGUAAAGAAAUGUUAAUUAAGCGAAUGUUGCAGGGGAAACUGUAAGACAGCGUUACAUGUGUACAAGAUCUAAACGCUAACCUGGCCUAAGCAGGUCUAAUUAGCCUGCGAGGUAACUAGCGAGUGAUAUUUAGUGAAUAUUAAUUCUGCAUAAACAUGAGCUCUGCACCGGGGCAGGGCACAACACCCAUCCCGGGUUCCUCCGACUCUUCCCUGGGACGCUUUUCGUUAACGGGCAACCUCCGGCGACUCUUCAGUCAUGUGAAGGUAGAAAAUUUAGCAGCCGGCCUGAGUGGCGGUGUAGUGUCAACCUUGGUGCUGCACCCUCUGGAUCUUGUCAAAAUUAGGUUUGCAGUGAGCGAUGGUCUGGAGCUGAGGCCGAAGUACCGCGGGAUUUGGCACUGUAUGAGGAGCAUCUGGCAGCAGGAGGGAUUACGAGGCCUGUACCAAGGCGUGACCCCUAACGUUUGGGGUUCCGGCGCUUCAUGGGGCCUCUAUUUCUUCUUUUAUAACGCCAUCAAGGCUUACAUCAAGGAGGGCCGUCAGACGGAACUAAGAGCUACGGAGCAUCUGGUCGCAGCUGCAGAAGCAGGGGCAAUGACACUCUGCCUUACCAACCCAAUCUGGGUGACCAAGACCCGCUUGGUUCUGCAGUACAGCACCGACCCGAGCAAAAAGCCGUACAAGGGCAUGGUAGACACGCUAGUGAAGAUAUACCGUCAGGAAGGAAUCCCAGGCCUGUAUCGGGGCUUUGUGCCAGGCUUGUUUGGGACGUCUCACGGUGCCCUGCAGUUCAUGGCGUACGAGGAGCUGAAGAGAGACUACAGCAGACACAGGAGGAUGCACUCGGAUGCUAAACUGAAUCCAUUAGAAUACAUUACAAUGGCUGCCUUGUCUAAAAUCUUUGCCGUGGUGACUACGUACCCGUACCAGGUGGUCCGAGCUCGCUUACAGGACCAGCACAAUAGCUACAGUGGAGUUUUGGAUGUCAUUAGAAGGACAUGGAGAAACGAGGGCGCUCUGGGCUUCUACAAAGGUUUGGUGUCCAACAUGAUCCGAGUGACACCAGCCUGCUGCAUCACAUUCGUGGUGUACGAAACGGCAUCCGGCUUCCUCCUCGGCCAGCAGAAAUGAGAUGGCGGACCAGGGGCUGAGUGUACCGAGCAAGCCCAGAGCAAGGCACUCCUCCUGGGGUAGAGGUCCCCCCACCCCCCAAACUCCACAACCCCUCCACAUCCGCAUGUCACAAACGUGAGCAGUAGUGGGGUGGAGGCUCCCGUGAAGGCGCUACUGUCCAGCACGCCAUGGCGAUAUCGGGCUUCUGCUCAUCACUGUGAAAGGUGGCAAAGUGUGUCGAACUUCAUGCUACAUUGGUUUUUACUGGGAGGCACCCUGAAAAAUGUGUGUGUGUGUGUGUGUGUGAGAGAGAAAACAGACAUGUACAGAAUCAUUUCAGUGCAUAUAUGUAUAAAGGGACUCUGCCCUUUAACAAUAACAAAUGAGAAACAACUAGAACACAGUUUUUAAAUACUAAUGAAAUAACUGGACAUAAUUAGGUGCCAAGUAUGUGUGUGUUUGAGAGUGAAAGAGAAUUGGAAGGUGCUGUUGAUUCAGUUUAUCUGACUCUUCAGUGGAAGGUAUUGAAUAAGGACACAACAUAGCAGUUUUUUAUAAUGGUGUUUACCUUAAAUGUACGGUUACAUCUGUUUUUUAAAUUCCCAAUGAAACAGAUUCAGGUGAACACAUUUUCUUUCGGUUCUGAAGAUCCUUUCAAAAAAUUUGAGAAAAAGUUUGAGUGCUUAUAGUAGGACAUGCUGAUAAUAAAGACAAUGAUCAAAUGUAUGAAAGUUGACCAUUUAAUAAAGGCCUACAGUACAUUUUUAAAGUU
Molecule: messenger RNA, 1995 nt
Organism: Electrophorus electricus (electric eel)
Lineage: Eukaryota; Metazoa; Chordata; Actinopteri; Gymnotiformes; Gymnotidae
Gene: slc25a32b
Product: solute carrier family 25 member 32b
Biological process (GO): nucleotide transport; transmembrane transport
Source: RefSeq, a predicted model, not a curated record